Asparagus officinalis (garden asparagus) is the source of this 1217-nucleotide messenger RNA. Its product is annotated as protein TIC 21, chloroplastic. The transcript is spliced from 4 exons. The record is from RefSeq and is a predicted model, not a curated record. NCBI's taxonomy places the organism in Eukaryota, Viridiplantae, Streptophyta, Magnoliopsida, Asparagales, Asparagaceae. Bases 117 to 980 code for a protein of 287 amino acids.
AAAUCUAGUCCUCGCCGGUUUGGGCUUUGGACCAGUCCAGGAUAAGCCUCGACCCACCGCGAGGGUGACCGCUACCGAAAGAGGGCGAAACCCAGAACCCUCGCUCUUGAGUCCAAAUGCAGGCCCUGCUACUGCCGUCGUCGUCGCCGCUGCAGGCCGACGCGGUUCGCUGCAGCGGAGCUCCGCCUCGCUCUCGUUAUCCGCGAACCCUAACCCUACCCUUCCCUCAAAAACCCCCUUCUCUGCUCCCAAGAUCUCCCCUUCAAUCUUCUCCCUUCUCAUUCGGCGGAGAAAUCUCGAGAAUCGCGGAGAACCGCAGGAGGAGUGAUGGAGUCGUUGCCUCGGCAGCUUCUGCUGGCUUCGCCUCGCCGAGCGAUGAGUCUGACAAGGAGAAGCUCGCGCAGGUGGCGAAGAGAUUAGAGAGUACCUCUAGAUCCUUUAAGCGGUUGGGUAGUCUAGGAUUCUGGGGACAGCUAGUGUGUACCAUUGUGGCUGCCGUCAUUCUAUCAUUCUCUGUUGUUAUUACGGGGAAGAUCACAUCACCAGCAACAUUCUAUGCCACUGCUGGUGGCAUUGCUGCAGCGUUUGUAUCUACCUUUUGGUCCUUUGGCUAUAUCCGUCUAUCAGAGAGGCUCCGAAGAACAGCUAAUGAUCCUGCAAAGGCUCCUCCACGUGCUGAAGUUGUUAAAAGUUUGAAAAAUGGGAUAGUGUUAAAUGUUCUUGGGAUGGGUGCUGCAAUCCUUGGCAUGCAAGCAACCGUUGGAUUAUUGGUUGCAAAAGCACUUACUACCUCAGCAGUUCCAUAUUACCAGGGGAUACCUCCUGGUCAGAGUCCUGUUUUAGCUCUAGAUGUGUUCUUGGUCCAGGCCUCAGCCAACACUAUCCUCUCACAUUUCUUGGGGCUUGUUUUCUCUCUGGAACUUCUUCGGUCGGUCACACUACCGAACGUGCAGGGUGUUCCUAUUCCCAAAGCAGCAUAGCCCCAUUCAAUUCUACCAUUGCGUUGUGUUUCAAGUUUCUUGAGUUUGUUUGUUUUCUUCUUUGUUCAAUGUAAGAAAUAAGAGUUUUGAGAAUUAAGAGGAUCCAUGAACAUUAUAUGUAUGUGACAGUUGUGUGAGUUCUUUCAGCCAGGAAGGGAAUAGGUGUGUGCGGUAUCGCUAAAAUUGCUUCUCCCCUGCUAUCCUAAUUUCUUUGGGGGAAACCAAAUAGGGUUUUCA